Molecule: messenger RNA, 930 nt
Organism: Cordyceps fumosorosea ARSEF 2679
Lineage: Eukaryota; Fungi; Ascomycota; Sordariomycetes; Hypocreales; Cordycipitaceae
Product: Cell division protein Cdc14
Exons: 1
Coding region: 1-930 (309 amino acids)
Source: RefSeq, a predicted model, not a curated record
AUGGAAAAUCUACUAUCUCUCGCCUUUGACAACCUGUCCUCCUACGACGGCCCCAAAGUCCGCAAGGGCCUGCGCCAGGUCGAGGGUCUGCUGGCGCAAAUCUGCCUGUCCUCGUCCGGCGGUCGCGACGAGGCCGAGAGUGACGGCUACCACAACGGCGAUGAGGGGGAGGAUGAGGCGCCCGCUUCGCCGCCGCGUAAGGACCUCGGCCAGCUCGCGCAGGACCCGGCCUUUCGCGAGUUCUUCAAGCUGCAGGAGGGCUUCGAGUGGAACGUCGGCCUGCGUCUCAUCAGCACGCUCGACCGGCUCAUGGCCAAGGGCGGCGACGGCCAGAACGACCUGCUCAUCCUCAGCGCGCUGGACCUCCUGCAGGGCGCGAUGCUGCUGCACCCGCCCACCAAGGGCCUCUUUCAGCCCCCCCCCUCCUGUUCCCCCUUGGGCAAAAGUCUAACCUUGUCAACGUUUCAGCUCCUGCUGGACCUCUUGGAGCCGUUCAACUGCCCGGCCAUCCAGUCCGCCACGCUGCUCACGCUCGUCGUCGCGCUCAUCGACGUCCCCGCCAACACGCGCGUCUUCGAGGCGCUCGACGGCCUGCUGACGGUCACCUCGCUGUUCAAGGCGCGCGCCACGUCGCGCGAGGUCAAGCUGAAGCUGGUCGAGUUCCUGUACUUCUACCUGAUGCCGGAGACGCCGUCGAUCCCGCGGGCGGAGCGCCGCGACUCGCUACCGGAUAUGCUCCAGCGCAGCCCGAGCAAGCUCGCGGGGGCGUUUGGCGGCGGCGCUGCGCGCGGGGGGGACAGGCGCGCGCUGGUGGCGGGCACGCUGGCGACGGCGGAGAAGCAGCAGCUGCUGAGCAGGUAUCUGAGCAACGUGGAGGACCUGGUGAGGGACCUCCGCACGUGCGCGCCUUUUGGCGGCGUGGUGGCGUGA